UUUAUUUUUUAAUUGUAGAAAUGGAUUGACUCACUAACUAUUGAAGUAUAGUUCCAAUUUAUUAUCAUGUGGGUAUAUAGUGAAUGGUUAUAACUGGGGUGUAGGGGCCUAGGUUACCACAAUGACAAGGUUUUAGGUGAAAAAAGAAAAGACGAAAAGACUUAGAUAUGUAGAAUAGUAAUUUAAAAAAAGAUUAUUGAAAAGAAAGGAAAGCGUAAAGGAGGGUUGAAUAUGAGGCGAUAUUUCUCGGGGGUGAGAGAGAAACAUGGUUGAUCCCUGUGGGCCAGGUUUGUCAUUGCAAUAAUGAGAAAAGAAAAAAAGAAAAGGUAGGCCCACUAAGCUUUAAGUGAGAUAAAUAGCGCAGAAGCAGGGUUGUUUCACUUCAAGGGGUGAAAGCAGUGUAUGUGUAUGAGAUGUUAAUGGAUAGCAGUGGUCGGGACUCGGGGAUGAGUUCAGAGACGCAACGAACUUCAAUCAGCAACGAAAGCGUGUGCAGCACCAGCUUCAGCUUCAGCUUCAGCCGCCUCUCCUUCGACCUCCCUCCCUCCACCUCCUCGCCGGAGAGCCUCCUCGUCAAGCCCCACCGCUCCUCCGACUUCGCCUACUCCGCCAUCUUCAGGCGGAGGUCGGCGCUUACGUUCCGUGACUUCCACCUGCUCCGGCGCAUCGGCGCGGGGGACAUCGGGACGGUGUACCUGUGCCGGCUGCGGUCCGAGGAGGAGGAGGAAUUGGUGUACGCGAUGAAGGUGGUGGACAAGGAGGCGGUGGCGCUGAAGAAGAAGGCGCAGAGGGCGGAGAUGGAGAGAAAGAUUCUGAAGAUGGUGGACCAUCCUUUCCUCCCUACCCUCUAUGCGGAGUUCGAGGCAUCGCAUUUCUCUUGCAUUGUCAUGGAGUAUUGUUGCGGUGGGGACUUGCACUCCCUUCGACACACCCACCCUAACAACCGCUUCCCUCUCUCAUCUGCUAGGUUUUACGCGGCUGAAGUACUGGUGGCGUUGGAGUAUCUCCACAUGCUGGGAAUCAUCUACAGAGAUCUAAAGCCGGAAAACGUGUUAGUGAGAUCAGACGGUCACAUCAUGCUUUCUGAUUUCGAUCUCUCCCUAUGCUCGGAUGCAAUCCCGGCCGUGGAAUCCCCUGAGUGCUUCCCACGUGCGUUACCCUCCACCCCCUUCUCCUGCCUCUCCAACCGCGUCUUCCGCUCCCGGAAGCUCCACAGCCUUCAACCGAAGCGUCUGUUCGUGGCGGAGCCGGUGGGGGCCCGCUCCAGCUCCUUCGUGGGGACGCACGAGUACGUGUCGCCGGAGGUGGCCUCCGGGAACUCCCACGGCAACGCCGUCGACUGGUGGUCCUUGGGGAUAUUCAUGUACGAGAUGCUGUACGGUCGCACACCCUUCGUGGGUCCAUCGAACGAGGCCACGCUGCGCAACAUCAUUAAAAAGCCCCUCGCCUUUCCCACCGCCACGCCCUCCGGUGCGCUUGAAAUGCACGCGCAGGACCUCAUCUCAGCCUUGCUCCAGAAGGACCCCAACCGCAGGCUUGGCUCGAAGCGAGGCGCCGCCGACGUCAAGAACCACCCUUUCUUCGCCGGACUCAACUUGGCUCUCAUACGCAUGCUGACGCCGCCCGACCUUCCCUCCCUCAGACGCCACAAAACCACCCCCGCUAACGAUAACACUAGGUUAACGCCCUUUGAUUACUUCUGAAAAUCCCUCCUCUUCAGUCGGUGCCACCACAUUUUAUCCCUCGCAGUGGCAGUGGCAGUGGCAGUGGCAGUGGCAGUGCCGGAUGACUUCACUUGUCUCUAUAUUUCUGUUUUUUUUUAUAAUUAUAAUAUAGUUUCAAACUUACUUACAUUCAAUUCAACUAUCCUUUCACUUUUAUCUAUA
Cajanus cajan (pigeon pea) is the source of this 1886-nucleotide messenger RNA. It is a transcript of the gene PID, whose product is annotated as Protein kinase superfamily protein. Gene Ontology annotation, biological process: protein phosphorylation. The record is from RefSeq and is a predicted model, not a curated record. Lineage: Eukaryota; Viridiplantae; Streptophyta; Magnoliopsida; Fabales; Fabaceae. Gene Ontology annotation, molecular function: ATP binding; protein kinase activity.